AAAAACGGAUAAAUAUUAAAAAAUUUGCCAUUCUAGUCCAGUAUAAAACCUUCCCUCCAAAUUUUCCCGAGAAAAUUUCUCAGCAAUCCGAAUUUUCCUGAGAAAAUCCUUAUGGAAUCAACAGCUCACCGUCGUCUCCAAGCUAUCCAAGGUCAUCUCCUACCUUCUUCCACCGCAGACGAUCACUGCAGCUCAUCUCUCCAAGCUAACCUCACCGCUUCACAGUUUUCGCACAGUCAAACAUACAGCGUCGUUUUGCCUGAGAAACUGCACACCGGAAAAUGGAACGUUUAUAGGUCUGCGCGAUUUCCAUUGAAGCUUGUGAGCAGGUUUCCUGAUCAUCCUCAGAUAGCGACAUUAUACGAUCUCUUUGCGUAUGCUGUUGAAACUUUUGGAGACUACAAAUACUUAGGAACUCGAAUUAAACAGGAUGGAACGAUUGGAGAGUAUACAUGGAUGACGUAUGGAGUAGCAGGCACGGCUAGAGAAGCAAUAGGUUCUGGCCUUCGUUACCAUGGGAUUCAAAAGGGAGCUUGCAUUGGAAUCUUUUUUGUAAAUAGACCAGAGUGGCUAAUUGUGGAUCAUGCUUGUGCAGCAUAUUCGUACAUCUCAGUUCCCUUGUAUGACACUCUUGGCCCGGAUGCUGUUAAGUAUGUUGUCAAUCAUGCCAAUGUGCAGACUAUCUUUUGUGUCCCAGAGACUUUGAACACUUUGUUGAGCUUCCUAGCUGAGAUUCCAUCCGUGCGACUUGUAGUGGUCGUGGGAGCUGAAGAUGAACAAUUGCCAUCACUUCCUUCGACAUUUGGAGUCAAGCUUAUAUCGUAUCUAAAACUUCUUGGUGAGGGCCGCAGUAAUUUGCACGCUUUCAUGCCCCCUAAACCUGAGGAUGCUGCAACCAUAUGUUACACCAGUGGUACUACUGGGACACCAAAGGGAGUUGUCCUGACACAUGGAAACUUGAUUGCCAGUGUUGCUGGUUUCUCUCAGGGAAUCAUAUUUAAUCCUUCAGAUAUUUAUAUAUCCUAUCUUCCUUUGGCGCACAUAUAUGAACGGACCAACCAGAUUGGGUUAGUUUACUAUGGUGUUGCUGUGGGCUUCUAUCAGGGGGACAAUAUGAAAUUGAUGGAUGAUUUGGCUGCUCUCAGACCAACACUAUUUUGCAGCGUCCCUCGGUUAUAUAAUCGUAUAUAUGAUGGAAUUAUAAAUGCUGUCAAGAAUUCUGGGAUUUUGAAAGAGAGACUAUUUAAAGCUGCCUACAAUUCAAAGAAGCAAGCCAUAAUGAGUGGUCGGAAUCCAUCACCAAUGUGGGACAAAUUAGUAUUUAAUAAAAUAAAAGGAAAGCUAGGGGGACGAGUCCGUUUCAUGGGAUCAGGUGCUUCACCAUUGUUGCCUGAAAUAAUGGACUUUUUGAGGGUGUGCUUUGGCUGUCAAGUACUCGAAGGGUACGGAAUGACUGAGACUUCGUGUGUGAUAAGUAUUAUGGAUCAGGGUGACAAUCUAUCUGGUCAUGUUGGGUCCCCAAAUCCUGCAUGUGAAAUAAAGCUGGUAGAUGUUCCUGAAAUGAACUACACCUCAGAGGAUCAGCCAUAUCCACGAGGCGAAAUUUGCGUCAGGGGUCCCACCAUAUUUCAAGGCUACUACAAUGAUGCUGUCCAAACGAGAGAAGUGUUGGAUGAUGAUGGUUGGUUGCACACUGGAGAUAUUGGAUUGUGGUUACCUGGAGGACGCCUUAAAAUUAUCGAUAGGAAAAAGAACAUUUUCAAGCUGGCACAAGGCGAGUACAUAGCACCUGAGAAGAUUGAAAGUGUAUAUGCCAAAUGCAGAUUUGUUUCCCAGUGUUUUAUAUAUGGUGAUAGCUUUAACUCCAUGUUAGUAGCUGUAGUUGCAGUGGACCCAGAUGUGUUGAGAGAAUGGGCUGUCUCUCAGGGAAUCGAGUAUGAUGAUUUAGGACAGCUGUGCAACGACCCAAGAGCAAGGGCAGCAGUUCUAGCUGAAAUGGAUGAGGUCGGACAGGAAGCCCAGUUGCGAGGUUUUGAAUUUGCAAAAGCUGUAACCUUGGUUCCUGAACAAUUUACUUUGGAGAAUGGCCUACUGACUCCAACAUUCAAGAUAAAGAGGGCUCGGGCGAAGGAAUAUUUUGCAAAAGCCAUAUCGAACAUGUAUGCCGAAACUCCUUCCUCUGAUCCAUUGUUGCUGUAGAUUUAGGGUAUCAGCCAUCUUUACAGCAGUAAGAGCAUCUUUCAUUAUUGUGGCUCGAGCAAGUUCCUAAAUGUGUAUAGAAGAGUAAUGUAUCAUAGCCUAGUUGGUGUGUCUGCACCACAUUACAAUGUUUGACGCGAAUCCUUUUGAUGUUUCACGAACACUGAAUAUAUAUUUUGCUUGAAUACGAGUAAUUUGAUGUUUUACGCAAA
This is a messenger RNA of Mercurialis annua (annual mercury), 2411 nucleotides long. Its product is annotated as long chain acyl-CoA synthetase 7, peroxisomal. Gene Ontology annotation, biological process: fatty acid metabolic process. The transcript is spliced from 23 exons. The record is from RefSeq and is a predicted model, not a curated record. Bases 112 to 2199 code for a protein of 695 amino acids. Gene Ontology annotation, molecular function: long-chain fatty acid-CoA ligase activity. Gene Ontology annotation, cellular component: endoplasmic reticulum; membrane. NCBI's taxonomy places the organism in Eukaryota, Viridiplantae, Streptophyta, Magnoliopsida, Malpighiales, Euphorbiaceae.